Messenger RNA from Orycteropus afer afer, 1200 nucleotides. The record is from RefSeq and is a predicted model, not a curated record. NCBI's taxonomy places the organism in Eukaryota, Metazoa, Chordata, Mammalia, Tubulidentata, Orycteropodidae.
AUGUUUGCUAAGCGGUCAGUGAACCAGUGGUUCCACUUCGGUGAUGGAUACACUACCAUCAUCACCAUCAUCAUCCUCACCACCACCACCUCAGUCAUCCUCUCCAUCACCAUCCUCAUUGUUGUUAUCCUCACCAUAAUUAUCUUUAUCAUCUUCAUCAUAAUCAUCACCAUCAUCUUCUUCACUAUCACCAUCUUCCCUGUUAUCAUCACCACCAUCUUCCUCUUCUUCAUCAUCCUCCUCCUCAUCACCAUCAUCACCACCAUCCUCACAUCACCACCAUCCUCCUCCUCACCAUCACCACCAUCCUCACCGUCACCACCAUCAUCUGCACCAUCACCACCACCAUCGUCACCAUCACCAUCAUCACCACCAUCGUCACCAUCACCACCAUCCUCCUCCUCACUAUCACCAUCACCACCAUCCUCACCAUCACCAUCACCACCAUCAUCAUCAUAUCACCACCUUACCGUCAUCAUCUCCGUUCUCUCUGUCUACCUAACCAUCCUCCUCCUCAUUCUUGCCACCAUUGUCAUUUCCACCAUCAUCAACAUCACCACAUCAAACCCUGGCAAAGGUGGAUUUGCUAACUUCUGUGCUCAGAGCGUGGAACUAUAUCAAGGCCACCCAGCCUUUCCUUCCCUCCUGCAGGAAGCCUUCCUUAAACAUGUGCAGUCUACCAUCUCUGCCACCAUCACUACCAACACCAUCACCAUCACCAUCACCACCAUCACCAUCACUGUUAUCAUCACCGUCGUCAUCACCAACACAGUCACCAUGAUCAUCAUCGCUAUACCAUCACCAACACUAUCACUGCCAUUGCUGUCAUCAUCACCACCAUCACCAUCACCAUUAUCAUCACCAACACAAUCACUGUCAUCACCACCGUCAUCAUCAUCACUAGUACCAUCACCAACACCAUCGUCAUCAUUACCGUCAUCACCACCAACAUCACCAUCAUCUUCAUCACCAACAUCAUCACUUACUAUUUCUGAUGACAAGGAUAGUAGUGGUGACAGUGAUGAUGAGGUUGGUGAUGGCAGUACAGUGAUAACAGUGGUGAUGACACUGAGUGAUGGUGAUGACAGUGACUACAGCAGUGAUGGUGGUGACGACGAUGACAUUGGUGAUGACGAGGGCCGAAUCUCACUCUCAGCCAGUGUCUUUGAUGUGCCAGCCGUGAUUCUAAGCCCCAUGUAA